GGAGCCGUACGGACGAGAGACCCACGCUGCCUAAGUGCGGACUCACGGCGAGAUUAUAACCCCGAGACUUCCCUCCUGGAAUUCCGUCAAGUACUGCCGCAUACAAAGUUGCGCGAUAGCCUUGAAUUCACCACCAUCACUGCCUUGCACGAUCUGGAUAAACGGUGCCCACGAUGCACGAACCUCAACCGGAUGCCAUACCCAAACCCCAAGCGGAUGCCAUGCCCGACCCCCAGCCCGAUGCCAAAGACUGCCGCUCCACACUCAUAAAGAAAAAACUUGACGACAAGAGAAAGGCUAUGUUGACGCAGGCAGGGCAUGUUAAGUCCGUGCCACGCUAUGAGCCCAUCUUCUUCCCAGAAGAUCUGAUCAAGGACGUUUUGAGCCGGAAAACGGUCAAAUGGCUUCUGGAAUGCGAUUGCAGUUGGUGCGAGAAGCACACUAAAUAUCUAUCGCCGCAAAUCCACGGGGAGAAGCGGACCGACUACCUCGGAUGCAUUAUGGCAGAUGCCCUGAAACUGUAUGCUCUGCUAGUUUUCAUUGAACACCCUGCUAUCAUUGGCGGCUUCGUGUCCAAGGGCAAAUACGAUAAUAUCCUGAACGAUAAACUUACCCCGGACAAUCUGAAAGAAACCCAUCUGACAGGAAUUGUGUCGGCAACUCGACAGAGAACCAGCGAGAUGGAGGAUCUUCUCGAUUCCUUUCUGAAAAAAAAGCAUUGGUUCUCUCCGCAGUUCUUCAAAGGCCCCUGGUUCGAGGAAUUGGAUUCGGAGAAGGUUCUGCCUUUCAUCAAUAUCACGUACAUCGGAGAAGGCGCCUUCGGCAAGGUCUAUUCUUUCCAGAUCUAUCCAGCCUACAAGGGACCAGAAUAUGGAGAUUCGACAAAGUUCGCGAUGAAGGAAGUGUACGCGCCUACAAAUACCUGUGGCGCGAAUUCUGCGACGGACAAUCCAGAAGUCGAUAAGGUGAAUUCCGAGGCGAAAAAUCUUUUGAAGAUUCGCAACGAGCUCGGUGACGAGGAACACAUCAUCAAGGUGCUGAAAAUAUUCCGUCACGGCGAAAAUAUAUGCUUCAUAUUCCCACUGGCAAUUGGAAACCUUGCAAAACUCAUGGAGGAGCCUUGGAUGCAUCUUUCUAUUCCUGGACAUCCGAUUUGCCAGCACUCCAUCUGGAAUGAAGUCCUUGGCAUGAUGAUGGCUCUCGGCAGGUUUCACAACCCACCAAAUAAAAACAGUUGGAGCGGUGUUCAUGCAGACAUUAAGCCUACGAAUAUCCUGGUAUUCGAGGACGGCAGAUUGGUUAUAACCGAUUUUGGCCAGUCUUCGAUCAUGCAAAAGAGAAGUUCUGGUGGGACCAGAAGGGUUAAUCAAACGCCUGGAGAGCAAACAUACCGCCCCCCUGAAAACUCCGGCGAUACAGACAUGGGGCUUGAAUAUGACUACUGGGCGAUCGGCUGCGUUCUCCUGGAGAUUCUUGUGUUUGUGGUCACAGGGACUCAAGGAAUUCGGGAGCUGCUCGAAGCAAGAGGGCGCAGAACUUACAGAACCGACUAUUACUAUCAAGUGGAGGAUGACAAGCGUUUUCUCCAUCCUGCGGUUGAAGAAAUAAUGACACGAUUGGAGGAGGGAAUGAAGGACCGGCGGUUGGAUAGUGGGUUUACGGAUGCCGUUGUGGGUAUUGUGAAAUCCAUGUUGAAGGUGGAUCCCAAAAAGCGCCUAGACGUGGUUACAGCGGCAAGAAGGUUAAAGUAUAACCUUAAAUAUUGGAGGCGCCGAGCAAGUGAAGUUAACCCAGUGAGCUCUUGUGGGGGUAGCUUUACUAUACUCAAUGUCUCAGAUGCUGCCUCCGAAACCGCCUCAAGCGAGGAAUCGACUACCACAACGGUCGACGCGGAAUCCGAGAUCAACACUAGUAGGAUUGACGACAACGAAAGUCCUUCGAUCUCUCAAUCCCCAGGUGACACUCUGGGUAGCAGCUCGCACCCUGAGCACCCUCCCUCAAACCGGGGAGGGGAAAUCGCAGCAGGUUCCUCCGACGGUACAUCUUCAAGUAGCAUCUCGCGAAGACUUCGUACCAUCCCUCAGCCUAUCCCAGCUUCAGCCGGCGAGCCCCGCCGGCAGACACCCGACCUCAUAUCGGUCGACACCCGAUCUUUGAGAGACAUUCCCGUGCAACAAUUGCCGCCAACAUUUGCCCGCACGCGUCCCGCAUCAAGCCCGCGGGCUCCUUCGCAGUCCUCGAGUUCGUCCAGCCUGCCUCACCCCAUCGCUGAACGGACAAGUGGUCAAUCGAUCAGUACAUCCAUAUCCAGUAGUGUGGAGAAGCCCAGGCCGUCUAUCGAUGGACCGAAGCUUUAUGAAAGCGAUGGUGAGAUCAACUGGCAUCGAGACGAGUCCGAUUUGGAUGGGAACCCAAGGGAAAGUUACCGACACAAGGUGUGCGUUAUGGCUGGAAUGGCCCAUGGAGGACAGCCGAAGAUAAAAAUGCUCGAUAGUGGAGGUGCCAUGUAUCGAGACUUCUUGCUGGGAUCGAACCCUGUCAUUUUCCCGAUAUACGCCUUUAAACGGCCCCAGGAUGGGGAAAACAGGGAAUACCUACUAAAAGUCAACCAUGUAUCUUUUGAGUUUCCAGUUGAAAAGGCUGUCUAUCAUCUCCAGCAGGUCUUGACGGAGCAGAAGAUCCAUGUCAGGUUAGUCAUGUGGCAUGGGCCACGUCGGUGGCGAACACACAGUGCUGACCAUAAAACGUGAAAGCUUACGAGCCACUGUUACGCUCAAAAAGAAAGUAAAACUUUUCCGCUACUCCCCAUAUCCGUUGGAACAAUGCCUUGUGCAACUAUGGACCGAAGUCGGG
Messenger RNA from Tricharina praecox, 2853 nucleotides. Its product is annotated as kinase-like domain-containing protein. NCBI's taxonomy places the organism in Eukaryota, Fungi, Ascomycota, Pezizomycetes, Pezizales, Pyronemataceae. Gene Ontology annotation, molecular function: protein serine/threonine kinase activity; ATP binding. Gene Ontology annotation, biological process: peptidyl-serine phosphorylation; peptidyl-threonine phosphorylation. The coding region runs from base 174 to 2750 and encodes 858 amino acids. The transcript has 5 exons. The record is from RefSeq and is a predicted model, not a curated record.